This is a messenger RNA of Zymoseptoria tritici IPO323, 2016 nucleotides long. RefSeq lists its product as uncharacterized. Gene Ontology annotation, cellular component: Golgi membrane. Gene Ontology annotation, biological process: intra-Golgi vesicle-mediated transport. The transcript has a single exon. NCBI's taxonomy places the organism in Eukaryota, Fungi, Ascomycota, Dothideomycetes, Mycosphaerellales, Mycosphaerellaceae. The annotation marks the transcript as partial. The record is from RefSeq and is a predicted model, not a curated record.
AACAAAUUCCAACAAGCCGUCGCAGCAUGGCGGUCUCUAGAUCUCACGAAGCUGGUCUCCAACCUCGAUACGACCGCCGAGGAAAUGGUAAAUCAGCAGAAGGAGUCGUUGGUCAAGAGGAAGGACCUCGCGCAAAAGACGAAGGACUUCCGAAAGCUGGACGAUACAGCAAAGCUGGCAGAGAUGAAAGAUCUCCUCAAAGCGUAUCAGGGAUACAUUGAUGUCUUGACGACACACAACAAGACGGUAUCGUCCGCGUUUAUGCAGGCGUACUCUCCACUGUCAGAAGCUCCGGAUCCGUAUCCUCUGCUGGAGGCAUCGAUCGAUUCGUUGAUCACAGCGGACGAGGUUGUUCCGAAACUGGAGUCGGAGAAUGAGCGAUUACAGAAGCAGGCUACAACGCUGAAUACCCAGCUUGGAGAGACAGAAAAGCAGUUGGAGAAUGAGAUCACCAAGAGGCAGUCAUUUGAGGGAUCACAGGACAGUCGCAUCAAAGAGGUGGAGGAAUCUUGGUCCGCAGUUCUGAAGGAGAAAGAGGACAACUGGACAGCGAAGGAGCAGAACUUGGAGGAGAAGGUGGAAAAUCAAGAACGAUUGCUGAGAGAGCUGAAGGCAAGCUACGAAGUCUCACAGCGAUUGGAGAAAUCCGGAGAGAAUGCGCAAGAUCUUGGACGAAAUCAAGCAACUGCGGCUGAGCUGGAAAUCGUUUCAUCCGAAUUAGAGCGGGCGAACACGAGAUUGGCGGACAUGGAGGCUCGAAACGAACAAUUGCGAUUGGAGCUGGCUCAGUCCGCAAGUCAAUCGAAUACAGCGCGAAGCACUGCCGUUGAAGACGAUCCGGCGUUCUUGCGGCUGCGAUCGGAGAACUCUUCACUCCUGCGACGUCUGGACUCUGCACGAUUCGACCGAGAUGCAGACAAGACGAAGCUGGAGACCAAACUUCGUAGUGUCGAAAGAGAGAUCACAUCUUUGAAGGCCAGCCGAGACGCCCUCGAGUCGAAAGUUCAAAAAUGGAGCGACUACGACGAGGUCAAGCGCGAACUUGAGAUGCUUCGCGCCAUCGAGUUUUCCAGCAUUGAUGAUGUUGAAGAUGACAGUACUACCACAACAGGCUCUCUCAAUGGAACGGCCGCCAAAUCAAAAGAAGAAUCCCUUGAACAACUCCUCGUAGCGCGGAACAAAAAGAUCAGCAACGAGCUCACAGAACUUCGAGUCUCGCACCAGGACCUCCAACGUCGUUUCGAACAGUUGCAAGAAGAUCUUUCCUCCACCAACAUGGACCUAGAUAGGGCGCGAAUCCUCAACGCAACCCUAGAAAAUGACCUACAGAAGACGCAACAAGAAGCAUCGAACGCUUUCGAAACCAUGUCUGUCGCCGGCACAUGGACAUCUCGCUAUCCCAAAUCCAACUAUGGCAGUCGUCGAGGUGGACCGGGAGCGGGCACAUCUCCAACAUCUUCCAUCAUCGGCGGGUUUGAAGGCGCUGGCAGCGGCGGCGGUUCCAACUCUGCACGCUUCCCGGACCCGUCCAGCAAUGGACCUGGCGCUGGGAUUCUCCCCAUGGUCACUGCACAACGUGACCGUUUCAAGAAGAAAAUCUCCGAACUCGAAGCCGAAUUACAGGACCAGUAUCGGACUGUCACCUCUCUCCGCUCGGAGGUUGCUUCUUUACAGAAAGACAACCUGAACCUCUACGAGAAGACUCGCUAUGUUUCUAGCUAUGCUCGCGGUCCGUCGUCGGCUGGCGCAGCUUACAACCCCGAGUUUGCCGACCCCACAUCACCGGGUGUCGACAAUGUAUCGGGUAUAGACCGAUAUCGCUCCGCUUACGAGUCGAACCUCUCUCCCUUUGCGGCUUUCCGUAGUCGAGAAACUGCAAGGGCGAUGAAGAGGCUGAACGUGCUAGAGAAAGGAGUGUUUCACAUCACGAGACUGGUGCUCGCGACGAGAUACAGGCGGAACUUGUUCGCGAUGUACUGCGUUGGACUGCAUAUGCUGCUUUUCUUCAUGCUGUUC